AUGGAUAGUAAAGACUAUGAUCACACUAGAAAUCUAACAUUAAUGUUCUUUUUAGAUCGUUUAAUCGAUAAAGGGCAACCUAGGACAUUACACGAUUUAUCCUGUCAGUUUGGUACUAAAGGAUUUACCAAAGAAAUGAGACAGAUCGCCGGUGGUAGCCAGGCUGGUCUUAAAAAGUUCCUUUCCCAAUAUCCUUCCCUGUUUACUAUAGAUGGUGAUCAAGUGACUGUAACCUGUUAUACUUCAUCCAGUAAUGACCCGAGUGGGAAGAAGGGGAAGAGAGAUUAUGCCUUAGAAGCAGUCGAAUAUUUUACUAAUAAGUUAGAACAAUACGGUAAUGCUGAAGUGCCAAUAAAAAGUUUACUUGGUCAUAGAUCUCAAGCUACGCCCGAAAUAAGACACAUUUCGGGCCAGCAUGUGAAGGAAUUCAAAGAUUUCUUACUCAGAUUUCCGGAUGUGUUUGUCGUAAAAGAUGAUUACGUUGUCCUGAAAAAUGUACUCGAUAACCUAGACGGCGAAGAAAAAGUUAACAUUACUAAAGUACCUGAAGAAGAGCCGCUGGAUCCACAGUUAACGAAUGAACUCAUGACAUUUUUUGAGAAUGUUAUAAGAAUGAGAGGACCUUUACCUGUUGGUCAGUUAUUUGCUCAUUUGAGUGCAAGGUAUCCGAAGGAAAUGUGGUCUAUUAUGGUAAAAAAUUCUCAAGAUCUAAUUGCAUUCUUGAAGAUGAAUUCUCAGAUAUUUCAUGUACAGUCAAACGUCGUAUCUUUAACUCCGGAACGACAACAGGCGCUGAUGGUGUCUUCGAAUAAUGCGACUAGUGUAAUGUCGACUGCUCCUACGACUGCUUCCUCUUCGGCUCAAUCUUCCCCUUCUAGUGGCAGCGGUCGUUACUCCGAUAAAUCGCAGACAUUUCAGCAGAGGUUAAAAACCCAAAUUAUGAAAGCUGUAGCUGAUAAUUCUGCUUUAGAUUAUAAAGAAAGAAUGUCUUUUGGGCCGACUAGCCAUUGCUUUAGAGAAACUUCCAAUGACAAUUUAUUUACAAAACUGAUGUCUUCGCCCGAAUAUUCCGUGAUUUCUCUAGACGGCGAAGGAGUAAAUUUAGGUCCGUCGGGACCCAUUACUCUCUUACAAAUUGCCACUGAAAAUGAAGAUAUUUUUUUAUUUGAUCUCCUUUCUUGCCCACAGAUGAUGGUGGAAGGUAAUUUGCGAGAUGUUUUAGAAUCCAAAACAAUUACAAAGCUUCAACAUUGGAUAUAUAAUACAGGAUCUAUAUAUUACAGGAUCCUUCUGGCAAGAUCUUAUGAUUCCAUUCAGUUUCUUACAAUUUCAAGAAACUGA
Molecule: messenger RNA, 1341 nt
Organism: Centruroides sculpturatus (bark scorpion)
Lineage: Eukaryota; Metazoa; Arthropoda; Arachnida; Scorpiones; Buthidae
Exons: 3
Coding region: 1-1341 (446 amino acids)
Molecular function (GO): nucleic acid binding
Source: RefSeq, a predicted model, not a curated record